Papaver somniferum (opium poppy) is the source of this 603-nucleotide messenger RNA. RefSeq names its product high mobility group protein B1-like. The transcript has 5 exons. The record is from RefSeq and is a predicted model, not a curated record. Bases 1 to 603 code for a protein of 200 amino acids. NCBI's taxonomy places the organism in Eukaryota, Viridiplantae, Streptophyta, Magnoliopsida, Ranunculales, Papaveraceae.
AUGUGUGAAUACUUCAGCAAACCUGAAUUCAUGACAAGAUCGAAGAGGGAAAGUGAUGCGAGAAAGAGACAAGCUCUAAACCACACAAAUGGUAGUGAGAGCUUUGCAAGAAAGACAUUUGAAAGGAGGGUAAAAGGUCUAGCUAUCGAUCCUUUGACGAUGUUCAAUGAGACGCAUAAAGAUGCGCAUCAGAAGCUUCCUCCAGUAUGUGCAGAAUGGAAGAAGGAGAUGAAUGACUUGCUUGAGAAGAAGCAAAGAGGGGAGAUUGACUGCUCGUUGGAAGAAAUAUAUAACAGAGUUGUUGAUUCUAGUCGGCUUGGUCGUAAAAGGCGUCGAAAGCAAGCUGCUCUUCCAACCUAUUAUUCCAGAACUGAUGAACAAUUGGCUGCAGUCAAAGAACAACUUGAUGCUGCAAACAGGAAAAUAGAGAGGAUGAAAAAGAAAUUUAGGUCAAGCUCCUCUGCACUGGAUCCAAAUGAAGAUAGUGAAACAGAAGACGAUGAGGAAGAAACGGAGGAUGAAGAAGAAAAUAUGGAGGAUGGCCAGUAUAGGAAUGACGAGGAGUUGGAGCAGCAUGAUGAAGCAGAAGAAGAUGAGGAAUAA